Messenger RNA from Brassica rapa (field mustard), 1941 nucleotides. RefSeq lists its product as uncharacterized. Lineage: Eukaryota; Viridiplantae; Streptophyta; Magnoliopsida; Brassicales; Brassicaceae. The record is from RefSeq and is a predicted model, not a curated record.
UGUGUAGUUUCUUUUACAUUAAUUAACUUAUAAUCAUUGAUUGUUAUUGAUGGCAAAAAAAAAAAAAUCAUUGAUUGUUAUUAGUAUAAACUAGUAUUAUCUUAUCAUAUCGUAUGAUUAUAAAAUUUGGAAUAGCAACUGGAAGUAAGCAAUACAAUAAGAUUCGCGACCUUCCUUCCACACUUUGAGCCUCUAAUAAUUUCAUGUUUUUUUUUGUAAAAAACUUAUAAUUUCCUGUUGACAUACAUUUCUGUAAGGGCAAAUCUCAAAAAUAACAUAUUUCUAAGUUUAUAUCACAAAAAUAGCACUCAAAAACUAAAAUGACCAAAAUAGUAUUUUAUUUUUUUUUAAAUUUAAUUUUUUUUAUUUUUCAAAAUUUGAAAUCUUAUCCCCAAAACCUCAGUUCUCAACUCUAAACCCUAAAACCUAAACUAUAAACCUUAAAUCCUAAACCCUAAACCUCACCCCUUUAGUGCUAUUUUUAUGACUUUUGGCCUUGAGUGCUAGUUUGUGGCCGUCUCUUCCGCAGUUCGCGCAAUGUAUAAAAUAUGGUAGCUACGUUGACUCAGCGCAUUAUUUGUAUUUCCCCUAACCUUUUUAAAUGUAUAGCCUUUUGACUAUUGCAUUUUUAUCAUUCAAAUUAUUAUGCUUUAAACACUCUUUGUACAAUAUGUCAAAGAAAAUAAAAACUCUUUUAAAAGUUGCAUAACAUACAUUCCAGUUCCUUGAAACUUGAGAGUAUCAAACCGUUGUAGUAUUUAGGAUACGUCCCAACUAAAUACUAGUAUUAAUCUGUUUCAUAAACUUAUCAAGAUACUUCAAUCAAUAUUAUGUUGAAUUUGUGUGCUAUCAUAACAUUAUAACCAAUUAUUACUUGUAAUUGAAUUGAUAAGACUUGGUUAGCUUUUUACGCGGAGUAAACAUAGGCUUAGAUUUCUGAAAAUAUGGCUAAAAUAUAACAUAUAAUAUGUUUUAUGUAAUGAAGACGCGGAUUCAAUUAUCUAAUGUCAAACCUGUCCCAUCUUCACCUUAUAAUUCAUACUAAUCUUCAUAUAUAUUCUUUUAAUAAUGUAUGCAAUUAUUAAAAUCAUUCUCAUAUCUUUAGAUUUUAUAUAUAAGCUUCCGUUGUCUUCUUCGAUCCUCUCAAAAUCAAAAUAUUGGAUCUUACACACAUAAUCUCCCGAUCUCUUGAUCAACAAAACACUCAACUAUGGGCAACUACGUUUCAUGCGCUCUAAGCAAAACGACUUCCUCUAAUUUAUCAUCAUCAUCAUCACCGGCGGCUAAAGUGAUUCUCCCGGACGGUGGAGUGCGUGACAUCAACGUACCAACAAAAGCAGCCGAGCUCAUGAUGGAGAUGCCAAGCCAUUUUCUCGUUGACGCAAAGUCCUUAAAAAUAGGUCGUAAACUCAUCCCUCUCGCAGCCGACGACGACCUAGACGUUGGAGGCUGCCAUGUAUACGUCGCGUUCCCCAUGACGCGUGUGGCUUCUGCAGCCAAUGCAUCCGACAUGGCUCGGAUCUUCAUGGCCGGCAAGAAACGUUUGAGAAGCUGUGACAAUAGGAAAGUGUCUCCAGAGGAGGAGGAAGAUGAAGACGCGAGGUUGGUUAAGGGAACGAAACUGAAUCUUGAAGAUAUAGAAGAUUUCUCGGCGGUGGAGUUUAUGCAUAGGAUCUCUGUUUCCAAAUCUAAGAAGCCAGAGUUGGAGACAAUUGUCGAAGAAAACGUGUCGUUGUAAUAUUACAACAACCCGAUCUAUUAUUUAUUUAUUUUAUUUACUGAAGUGCCUCUUUUUUUUGUGGUAUUAAUGUAACAGAACGAGACAAUAUUAGUCCAGAUAUAGGUUUUGUUUCCCUUAUGUAAAUGUUUUAUUUGGGGUUAAUUUGUGGAUUGUGGAAUCAUUGGUAAAUUAAGAAUACGAAACUAUACUUUACUUAAAAA